This is a messenger RNA of Chaetomium globosum CBS 148.51, 561 nucleotides long. RefSeq lists its product as uncharacterized. Bases 1 to 561 code for a protein of 186 amino acids. Lineage: Eukaryota; Fungi; Ascomycota; Sordariomycetes; Sordariales; Chaetomiaceae. The record is from RefSeq and is a predicted model, not a curated record. The transcript has 2 exons.
AUGGCAUUUCAUGGAGCCAUGGCAUCCGACAUCAGCAAACUCCAUUCCCUGAGGGCCGUCGUUCCAGAGCGAUGCAAGCCACCGCUUCCCACACUCUCUCGCACCUUCUCGUGCAUACCUCGCACACCAGUCACGGUAAAGGAUCAUCAACCGCAGGAUGGCGGCCGCCGAGCCUCGAAAAGAGUAUGGUUCGCAGCGUUUUGGGCACGAUGCCCGCCGGUGCAGCGACCGGUCAGACGCUCGGCGGUCCAAAAGGCCAGCUUGAUGCCUGCCAGAGCCAUGGCCUCGCCCCUCAGGAGCAUGUGCCUGGCCAAUAAAGCCAAUGGGGACACCGGAUGGCGUUCUGUCCAGCGUCCGUGGCCUCCUGGGACCGGCGCCGAACAGGGGAGAGAGGCAAUGGUCUUCCGAAACAGCCAAUCCACGGGGAGCAAUGGCAGUGCGGGGAAGGUCAAAGUGCCCUCACCACCAUGUGCUCCACACCACUUGGUUGCGGGCGGUGCAAGGGAUGGCCCAAGUGAAGCUGGAACGGCCAGAAUCGGGGAAAGUCUGGGGGAAGGCUAA